CCACUCAACUCCCAUUUUUGACAUGGCGUAGGGAAGAGGCAGCGCAGCGGGCAGGCAUUGUAGCGGGAAAACCGUGAUCAAUUGAUAAAGUAGAGGAAUUUCUAUGUUUUUAUUUCAGUAGGUUGAUAUACAUUUUCAAGUUGUAACUAAGAGUCAAGCAAAGUUUAGGUAACUACCUCAUGAAGCUGGUUGAGAGAAUGCCAACAGUGUGUGAAGCUGUAAUCAAGGCAAAGGGGUGCCCACUAAGUGUUGAAGAUGAUGUCUGAUGCCAGUGACAUGUUGGCAGCAGCUUUGGAGCAGAUGGAUGGGAUAAUAGCAGGCUCCAAGUCCAUGGACUACUCCAACGGCCUGUUUGACUGCCAGUCACCAACCUCUCCCUUCUUGGGAAGCCUGCGGGCGCUGCACUUGCUGGAGGACCUCCGGGGCGUGCUGGAGCUGAUGGACACCGAGGAGAGGGAGGGCCUGCGCUGCCAGAUCCCUGACGCCACCGCAGACAGCCUGGUGGACUGGCUGCAGCAGGGACACCUGAUGUCCAAUGGCCACCACAUUUCCAUGGGUGGUGACCUCUACCAGGAGAGACUGUCUCGACUGGAGGGUGACAAGGAAUCCCUGGUGCUUCAGUCUAGGCUGCCGCGGUCAGUUGAUCUAGGAGGUUCUGAACGUCUCCAGCACCCCUCUAUCCGUGCAUUGAUGGUGAGUGUGUUGACAGACCAGGUGGAGGCGCAGGGGGAGAAGAUAAGGGACUUGGACAUGUGUCUGGAUGAACACCGGGAGAAACUGAACGCCACUGAGGAGAUGCUACAACAGGAGCUCCUAUGCAGAACGACUCUAGAGACUCAGAAACUGGACCUAAUGGCCGAGGUGUCCAACUUGAAACUGAAGCUGAACUCAUUUGAGAAGGACAUACUGCACUUUGACUUCAGGGACAGUGAGUACAUGGGUCUGGAGAUUAAUGAGCUGAGGUACAAAGUGACUGAGAUGGAGAGUGAAAGACUACAGUAUGAGAAGAAACUGAAAUCCACUAAGUCGCUAAUGGCCAAGCUUUCUAGCCUGAAAAUCAAAGUGGGCCAGAUGCAGUAUGAGAAACAGAGGAACGAGCACAAACUGCAGGCACUAAAGGAGGAGCUGGUGACGCUGAGGAGGCAGCUGGAGGGAAGGGACAGAGAGAUGAGGAGGUUACACGGCGAGACUGGGUUCAGAGCCAUCACCCCGGGUGGCAUGGACAGUGGAGAAAGAGUCUCUCACCCAGAUGAAACUCUUAAAAAGAGGCUGAAAGAGAAACAUGUGGAAGUGCAGAGAAUGAAAAAAGCGAUGGAGUCACUGAUGGCAGCCAAUGAGGAGAAGGAUCGUAAGAUUGAGGAGCUGAGGCAGUCGCUGCAGCGCUACAAGAAGGUCCAGGACAUGGUGAUAUCAGUGCAAGAGAAGAAAGACAAAACCAAAGAUGGUGAGAGUGAUGAGAGUAACAGCGACAACUCCCACUCUGUGAUGUCAACGACAACCACCUCGGUUGCCCUGGAGUCGGAGAGGCACGCGCUAGCUGGAGUCGAGGAAGUAGCAGGGAAGAGCCCAGACGAGCUGGAGACGCACUAUGGAGCUACUGAAGUGCCUUCGCCAACAACCAGCCCUGCAGUCCAGUCAGCCUGUGCUCUACAGAGCGUGCCAGAGCUUGACCAAGCUGAACCUGAGAGGUCCCUGCAUGUCCCAAAGUCAGCGAGUCAGGAAAUCUUGUAUGUCAGCAACAGUGAAAAGAUUACAUUGGUGAUUGACGAAAAGCCAACAGAGAAUAAGGCGGUGGAGGAAAUCAGUAAGAUCAGCGAGCGCCCGCCCAAGUGUCCCUCUUCAUCUCGCUCAGAGGACGACAGCUUCGGUACCAAGAAGGCUCGCUCAUCAUUUGGCCGAGGCUUCUUCAAGAUCAAGGGGGGCAAGAGGACAGCCAGCGCCCCUAACCUGGCUGAGACCGUGCGAGAGGGGGGCACUGACCAUCUGGACCUGGCUGGGCUACCCCAGAGGUCAGCCAUCAGCGACAGCACCAACACACUGACCAGUGUGACCUCCACUACCUCUCCCGAGGGCAAGAAGAAGUCCAGGGGAAUCAAGGCACUCUUUGGAAAGCUGAGGAGAAGUCAGUCCACCACGUUCAACCUGGAUGACAACCUAUCAGAGCCGGUCGAGUUCAAGAGAGGCGGAGUCCGGGCCACAGCAGGACCCAGACUGGGAUGGUCCCGUGACCUACAGCAAUCACCCAACACUGACUUGGACACCCCGUUUGCCCGCUGGUCCAAGGAGCAGGUGUGUGACUGGCUGCAGGAGCAGGGACUGGGGCUCUACCUGAACAUGGCCCACGUGUGGAUCUCUUCUGGACAGACUCUGCUGCAGGCCUCACAGCAGGAUCUAGAGAGGGAGCUGGGCAUCAAACACCCGCUGCACAGGAAGAAGCUCCAACUGGCCCUGCAGGCUCUGGGCUCUGAGGAGGAUGACAAUAAGGGCAAACUGGACUACAACUGGGUGACCAGGUGGCUGGAUGACAUUGGCCUGCCUCAGUAUAAGACCCAGUUCGAUGAGGGGAGGAUGGACGGCCGCAUGCUGCACUAUAUGACAGUAGAUGACCUGUUGUCUCUGAAGGUGGGCAGUGUUCUCCACCACCUCAGCAUCAAGAGAGCCAUCCAGGUGCUACGCCUCAACAACUACGAGCCCAACUGCCUGCGCCGACGGCCCUCCGAUGAGAACAACAUCACACCAGCAGAGAUCUCCCAGUGGACCAAUCACAGAGUAAUGGAGUGGCUGAGAUCAGUAGACCUGGCGGAGUACGCCCCCAACCUGAGGGGCAGUGGCGUGCACGGGGGACUCAUGGUGCUGGAGCCUCGGUUCAACGUGGAGACCAUGGCCCUGCUGCUGAACAUUCCCCCCAACAAGACCCUGCUGCGGAGGCACCUGGCCACCCACUUCAACCUGCUGGUGGGCUCUGAGGCCCAGGGGCUCAAACAGGAUUGUCUGGAGAACCCCGACUACACCCUGCUUACAGCCACCGCCAAGGUCAAGCUGAGGAAGAUGACGUUUGGGAGCUUUGGCAGCCUGAGAAAGAAGAGGCAGGAUGAGAGUGAGGAGUAUGUCUGCCCCAUGGAUGUGGAGAUGCCAAAGGGACGUAGCUUCCAGAAAGGCUAUGAGCUCUACGAGGACGAUCUGGACCAGCUAGAGCAGAUGGAGGACUCAGAGGGAACUGUGAGGCAGAUUGGAGCCUUCUCUGAGGGCAUCCAAAACUUGACGAGCAUGCUGAAAGAUGAUGAAUUCUUCAAAGAGAUCUCUAACUCUCCCAACCCCAGCGUAACAGAUGACGAUUCCAACGUUUGAGGCCAGCGCCAUGGGACUAGCAGACCAGGAUUGAAAUACUAUUUGGAAUAAUUUAAAAUACUUUAGCUGUGCUUGAUUGAGCUUGCCUUUUGGGAUGGAAUGCAAUAGGAAUAGAAAAGUCCCAAAAGUGGCACUCCAGGCAGGCUAAAGCAAACACUCAAAGCAUUUGAAACCAGGUGUGCCACUAGCACACACUGACUCCACCGUACCCUCCAACUCUCCGUAACCCCAACAACUUUCCGUAACCCCCAACAAGCACCAGAUCUCCUUUUAGUAUUUAGGCAUAACUUUUUUUUUAUCAGUCCACAUGACAACAGACACAGUCCGUGUCUGUUGUCAUGUGGACUGAUACACUGUUGUUUUUUUAAGGUGCUGUCAACGCUAAAAUACCACCAGCAGGAUUAACAAUUCAACUCGCCCCUGUCUACACAAUAGCAGGUCAGUUAUCAAUCCUCAUUAAUCCCUACAGAUCUGAUAGAUCCUGCUCUGCCUUACCUCUGAGCUAGUCUACAGCGAGGGACUGUUUCUCAAGCUCAACAGUAAAGGCCUUAGAGUAAAGUGGGCUAUCCCCAAAGUAGAGUGUUUACGAGGGGUCGCCCUCCUCUGGGUUGGCUUUUAGCCGAGAGGCACCCCUUCCUACGACUCCUACCAAUGCACUCAGUACCUAUAGUUGGGGUCCCAGGUUCCUUUAUACCAGCUACUCGGGUUCCCUAUGGAAUGAUUAACCAAGAAAAUUAGCUAGAGAUCCUCAAUUAAUCAAGCAUAUUUCAGAAACCUAGAGUAAACAACAUGCAGUUGUAUGACUCUUUGAUGAUGACAGGGUUUUACAACAAUAAAGUGAGUUUAUUCAAACUUCCAGAAACAGGCAUAAAAAAUCCCCAAUCAAUUAUAAGCAAACAUUUACUGUAAAUUAAAUUUAUGGACAACCUUCAGCACCCUUAACUAAAUCCCUGUUGGGGUGUUCCAAUAAAAUGUUUUUUCUGUUACAAUUUUAUGAGAAGCACAGUAUUUAAUAACAAGAAAAACCUUCUACAACUCUCAACCGUUUUUUGGCUCCCCCCACAGGAUGAUCAGUCCCUCAGAAGGCGUCUAGAAACUCUAACAGCUACUUUACCACACCUCUAUCAACCUUAAGGAAUCCUCCUAGAAUUUUACUUUAAGUGGGUAUACCUAAAAUGUACAUUUAAUAA
Molecule: messenger RNA, 4538 nt
Organism: Salvelinus fontinalis (brook trout)
Lineage: Eukaryota; Metazoa; Chordata; Actinopteri; Salmoniformes; Salmonidae
Product: liprin-beta-1-like
Exons: 30
Coding region: 256-3348 (1030 amino acids)
Biological process (GO): neuromuscular junction development
Cellular component (GO): presynaptic active zone
Molecular function (GO): protein binding
Source: RefSeq, a predicted model, not a curated record